AUGCCCUCCGAAACCACCAAGCCCAUCCGCUACAUCCCCCUAUCCUACAACCAUGCCGACUCGCAGGCGUCCGCGCUGCGGCUCGUCCUGACCCUCAACCCGCACUGGGAGGGCCCCGACAACCAGAUCGAAUUCGUGCGCUUCACGGACGGCAUCACCAACACUCUCCUUAAAAUCAUCAACCGCAAGCCCGGCCUGUCGGAGGAGCAGAUAGACAACGAAUCUGUACUGAUGAGAGCGUACGGUAACCACACAGAGAUCCUCAUAGACCGCGAAAGGGAAACGAGCUCCCACGCUCUCCUCGCCAGCCAUGGCUUAGCCCCCCCUCUGCUGGCGCGCUUCCACAACGGCCUGCUGUAUCGCUUCCUGCGCGGCCGCCCCGCCAGCCACGAGGACCUGGUGACCGGCAUCGUCUGGCGCGGCGUGGCCCGCCGCCUGGCGCAGUGGCACGCCGUGCUGCCCACCGAGGCGUCGGCCGCCCCGGCAGAGGCCGUGCCCAUGACGCGCCCAGUAGACGUCGAGUCCCUGAAGCUGAAGAAGGACGAUCUGACCCUGAUCACGCCGCAGCAGCCGGGGCCGAACAUGUGGACCGUGAUGCAGAAGUGGAUCCUGGCGCUCCCGACGGCCACCGACGAGCAGCGCCAGCGCCGCCUCAACCUGCAGAAGGAGCUCGAGUGGGUGGUCCGUGAGCUGGACGAUGGAACCGGGCUGGGCGAAGGCGGAUUGGUCUUCUCGCACUGCGACCUGCUCUGCGCCAACGUCAUCGUCCUGCCCGACGGGGUCACGACAGCCGACGGCGACGCCACGGCGACGGUCAACUUCAUCGACUACGAGUACGCCACCCCGUCGCCGGCCGCCUUCGACAUCGCCAACCACUUCGCCGAGUGGGGGGGCUACGACUGCGACUACAACAUGAUGCCGACGCGGACGGUGCGCCACCAGUUUCUGUCCGAGUACGUGCGGAGCUACAGCCACCACCGGGGGAUCCCCGAGGAGUCGCAGCCGGAGAUCGUCGAGCGACUGUACGAGGACGUGGAUCGGUUCCGCGGGAUUCCGGGGCUGUACUGGGGCGUGUGGUCUCUCAUCCAGGCGCAGAUCUCGCAGAUCGACUUCGACUACGCGUCAUACGCGGAGGUGCGGCUGGGCGAGUACUACGCGUGGCGGCGCGAGCUGGACGGGUCGCGGGCGCAGGCGGGCGAAGAGAUGCCGUUGCGCGAGCGGCGAUGGGCGCAGGAGGCGUGAUGAGUUGCCGGAUGCAGCUGAUGAGGAAAAGUGUAUAUACAGGAUUUUGCAUGCCAGUAGGUUCAGCGAGCAUGACGCGCCUUGUUAGACCGAGGGGGGUGAUGUUGGAGACUUGGAGGAGUACCUAGGGUGGUGCUGCGCAUUCUUGUGUAUAGGUUAGUUAUGAUUGAUUGAUUGUUGAUAGAUAAUGUAAUCGAUGGAUAUGGA
Molecule: messenger RNA, 1449 nt
Organism: Aspergillus heteromorphus CBS 117.55
Lineage: Eukaryota; Fungi; Ascomycota; Eurotiomycetes; Eurotiales; Aspergillaceae
Product: putative ethanolamine kinase
Exons: 5
Coding region: 1-1242 (413 amino acids)
Biological process (GO): phosphatidylethanolamine biosynthetic process; phosphatidylcholine biosynthetic process
Cellular component (GO): cytoplasm
Molecular function (GO): ethanolamine kinase activity; choline kinase activity
Source: RefSeq, a predicted model, not a curated record